Chanos chanos (milkfish) is the source of this 1260-nucleotide messenger RNA. RefSeq names its product RAN binding protein 1 (gene ranbp1). Gene Ontology annotation, molecular function: GTPase activator activity. Gene Ontology annotation, biological process: positive regulation of mitotic centrosome separation; nucleocytoplasmic transport. The transcript has 6 exons. The record is from RefSeq and is a predicted model, not a curated record. Gene Ontology annotation, cellular component: nuclear pore; cytoplasm; centrosome. Bases 85 to 735 code for a protein of 216 amino acids. NCBI's taxonomy places the organism in Eukaryota, Metazoa, Chordata, Actinopteri, Gonorynchiformes, Chanidae.
CCUAAGCGCAAAAAAGGACCUACAAGAGACACAGCACGGAAUAAAUCAACGUAAAAUCUGUAAUCUUAAAACAUCUUCAUUAAAAUGGCAGAUGUUAAGGAUUCGCAAGAGGAGCACGAAACCUCCACAGACAACACAGAAGACUCCAACCAUGACCCUCACUUUGAGCCCAUUGUCUCAUUACCUGAGCGGGAGGUCAAGACCUUGGAGGAGGAUGAAGAGGAACUCUUUAAAAUGCGGGCAAAGCUGUACCGCUUUGCCAGUGAGAACGACCCUCCAGAGUGGAAAGAGCGCGGCACGGGGGACGUGAAACUUCUCCGACACAAAGAGAAGGGAUCCAUCCGCCUUCUGAUGAGGAGGGACAGAACCCUGAAAAUCUGUGCCAAUCACAACAUUAUGCCGUUGAUGGAGCUGAAGCCCAACGCAGGAAGUGACCGCGCCUGGGUGUGGAACACGCAUGCCGACUUCGCUGACGAGGAGCCGAAGCCUGAGCUUCUGGCGAUCCGUUUCCUCAAUGCAGAAAAUGCACAAAAGUUCAAGUUGAAAUUUGAUGAAUGCAAAGAGGAGGUCAGAAAGCAGAUGAGCGCGGAAAGGAAAUCUCAAGAGGGUAACAACAACAGCGCAAACAAAGUCGCAGAGAAACUGGAGGAGCUCUCCGUAAAGGAUGGUGAAAAGACCUCAGAGGGAAAGAAGGGAGAGGCGGAAGAGAAGGAGAAAGCUGAGGAGAAGAAAUGAGAACGGCGGGGGGGGGGAAACCAUCAGUUCUUAUCCCUUCUUCAACUUGUCAUUUCUCCCUUUUCUACAAUAGACUCUGAAAUUUGGACACUCGCUCUUUUUUUUUGUUUGUUUUGUUCUUUUUGUUGAAACUUUUUUUUUCUCUAUUCUUUUUCUUUUUUUUUUUUAUUUGUUUGCCUCUUGGUCACAAGAUCUUGGUGCCACUCUUAAGAAAAAAAAAAAAAGUUUCCAUUCCUCAAUCAUCAAUAUGUCGUGUGCUUCUUUCCAUAGCUCUCUACCCACUAUUGCUGUUCUCAUCCAUCUGUUUUGGAAAAGGUUGUUUGUGCUGGUCAUCUGUAAUCUAACAGUGAUGUGCUGUGAAACAGGGUGUUGUGGAUAAACCCUUUAUUUUUUUUGGGAGGGGGGUGGGGUGCUGAGGCAGAAAUAACUGAUUUCUGUGUUGAGUGCAAAUGAAUGAUGAAUGGUGAAUGAUGGGCAGAGUGACAGGAGAGCGAUUGUUGGUUUUUUUUUGUUUGUUUUGUUUUG